Messenger RNA from Thunnus maccoyii (southern bluefin tuna), 1589 nucleotides. RefSeq names its product myelin-associated glycoprotein. The transcript has 12 exons. NCBI's taxonomy places the organism in Eukaryota, Metazoa, Chordata, Actinopteri, Scombriformes, Scombridae. The coding region runs from base 84 to 1367 and encodes 427 amino acids. The record is from RefSeq and is a predicted model, not a curated record.
CAUACACACACACACGCACAAACACACACUCAAACACACAGGAGUCUGCCUUGGAUGAGCUGCUCUAUUAUCUGACAGCUGAGAUGGGUGUUGGUCUAGCAGUGGUCACUUUGUUCAUCACUCUGAUGCAAGUUGUGCUGUGUAAAAACUGGAAUUUGAUGCUUCCUCAAAGCAUCAUGGCCAUCAGUGGCUCCUGUGUAACAAUCCCAUGUCACUUCGAGGUCCCCAACGAUUAUGAAUCAGACAUCCACAACUGCUCCAGAGGCGGGGUUUGGAAGAAAGGAGUUGCUACUAAUCCACCUGUCUUCAGUGCAAGCAAUGCUUACAAUAACAUCAUACAAGGGCAAACAUUCGGGGACGAGACAAAGAAGAACUGCACCACAGUGUUUUACAGCAUCCCAAAGAACUACAGUGACAUUUACUUCUUCAGGCUGGAGUGUCCGAACAAGGCCAAGUUCACUUUCUCAAACGGAGUCUACAUUAUUAUUCAACCAGGCCCGUCCCCUCCCAAGAUGACCUCCAUGAUUCAGAUGUUGGAGGGAAUCCAGAUGAUGAGGCUGCAGUGUUCAGUCCCUGUGCCCUGCCCCGCCUUGCCCCCCUCCCUCACCUGGCUCCCCCGGGACGACUCCAGACAGCAGCAGACACAAAUACUGCAGAAUCAGGAAGGACAGAUGACCAUGGUGUCCACACUGACCUUCAUCGCCUCAGCCGACCUUCACAACCAGAGCGUCAUCUGUUCUGUCUCCUAUCCUCUGGCAAAAGGGGGCAGCACUGAGCCGUCUGCAACAGCUCAGAGACUCAACAUCCAGUAUGCCCCGAGAUUCACCGAGGCAACGCUCAGCGUGUCUGGUCCUGUUUCCGAGGGCCACACCGUCACAUUCACAUGUUUCAGUGAUGCCAACCCUCCUGCGAGGAACUACACCUGGUACAGAGAUGACAGUGGAAUGUUGACCAUCAUGGGUGACAGAGGCACGCUGGUCCUACAGGUCACCAAGAGGGACAGCGGGUUGUAUAUGUGUGAAGCUGAAAACCAGAGAGGCUCUCAGAGGUCCAGGUUGGUGUCUCUUGAGGUCGUCACCGCUGCAGAAAGCAGCAAGUGUUUUAUGGUAUUUCACUACGUUAUAUGUGGAGUUGUGGUGCUUCUCUACAUCCUGACUGUGGUUGUGGAUGUGUACAAGUAUCAAAGUCUUUCCAGGAGGCUGAAGCAGAUAGAGCUGAAGGGGGAGCACACCUACAUGGAUCUGAGGAGCCUCAGUGUCACCUCCGACUAUGAACAACUCCAGCCACGUCCUCAAGUUCAAAACAAUGAGAGAACCGUCGCCCCGCAAGCCAUUCGCAAAAACAAGCCACAGCCAAAGCGGACAUGAAGUCUUGUGUUGAAGUUUUCAUCGGAGUGCUCUGCAUACAGUACAUAUGUUUAAGUAGCUUUAAAAAGAUUUCCCACCCAGCAAUGAUGAACACAGUACAUAAUGCCAUUCUUUUUCUACUUGUUGUAAGGAUCUAAUAACAGUUUCAUGGUUAUACUGAGUUAAAUCCCUUUUUAUGUCAUUAUAUAUUUGUAAUUUACAAUAAAUUUCUGUAAAUGUGAA